AGAAUGAGUCAAGCAGCUGGCAAUGACAGACAGGCGGUCCAAGAGGCGGAGCCUGAGCACGUGAGCGUGCACACUGAAGCGUCGAGCUUCACACCUCAGCAGGCCUCUGAGCAGGCGGUCCCGGGCGUGGGCCCUAUACCGGAAGCCAUCCCUAUUGUCCAGCCGCAGUUCGCAGCUAACUUCAUGAACUUCCUCCAGCAGAUGGCUGGAGCUUACGUGCCUCCACCGCCGCCACCAGUGGCGGUGGUCACUAUCGAGAAACUCCGGAAGAAUGGAGCUGAGGAAUUCUUGGGCGAUCAGAUCGCCGACCCCAUGAUUAAGUUUGACGAGCUCGCGGGGUUUGGGCAAGACCUCGUACCGACCGUGGAGAAGCGAUGCAAACGCUUCGUGGAGGGUUUACGUCCCGACCUUUCGACCCAUCUGAUCAUUGCUCCCCGGAGUGACAUCAAUGCGUUGUACAAGAAUGCGUUGGAUUUGAAUGCGGCCCUCAUCAAGAAGGCUGAGUAUGAGCACACACUAGGAGCGUCAACGGCACCAUCUCGUCCUCCUCCACCCCAGAAGGCGGGGACCAGCAGCAAGAGGUCCUUUACAGCGCCGAGUAGCUCUCACCAUAGUAAGAAGGUGAAGUCAGCCCCAGCUCAGUCAUCUGCGUCCGUACAGAAGAAGGGCAAGAGCGGGGAUGGGUUUCGCAACCCGAUUUGCGACCUUUGUGGGCGCAGGCACCCAGGAGAGUGUUGGUACACUCUUGGCCUGUGCCUUGGAUGUGGCCAGGCCGGGCAUUUCCGAAAAGAUUGUCCGAAGAAUCCGGGUGAAGUUUUCUCGACCGCACCAGCCGCUCCAGUCCCAGCAGCGCAGCCCGCCCAGAGUCAGAAAUCGGCGGCAGCAUCUAGCCAGCCCAAACGUCUACGACUCACCCAUGUGUAUCACGAUUGCCCAUUAGUGGUCCAGGGAAAGAUUUUCCCUGCGAGUCUCAUUGAGCUUCCACAUCGUGAGUUUGACGUUAUUCUGGGCAUUGAUUGGCUCACCGCCAACCAAGCCGUUGUUGACUGUGGAGUUCAUACUGUUCGACUGAGAGCCGAAGACGGUAGUGACGUACUGAUCCAUGGUGAGCUUCUUCCGAAAGCUCCAGAAUUCAUUUCCUACAUUCAUGCUCGUCGACUCAUUCGCAAGAAGUGUGAAGCAUUCUUGUGCACAGUGCGUGACACUUGUCAGGAGGCGCCUGGUAGGGGGGACAUCCCUACGCCUACAUUACAGCAGCAGAGAGCCUCAGCGCAGAGCAGUGAUGAUUUCUGUAUCGAGACCGUUGGGCUCGUCUCUCGAGGAGAGAAGCCGGAUUUUGUAGUUCGAGAUGGUAUCUUGUACUAUCGGAAGCGUAUGGUUGUGCCAGCGGGGGAG
Messenger RNA from Cuscuta campestris, 1395 nucleotides. NCBI's taxonomy places the organism in Eukaryota, Viridiplantae, Streptophyta, Magnoliopsida, Solanales, Convolvulaceae. The record is from the annotation of a GenBank genome assembly.